GACCCACGUGCAAAAAUUGAAAAAUAUAUAGAUUGCAAAAUGGCACAAAUAUUAAGUGGAAAAGAUGUUUCAGAAGAAAUUAGACAGGGGUUAAAGACUGAGAUAGAGGAAUUAAAAACUACUUAUCCUAGAUUUUGUCCUGGAUUAGCCAUUGUUCAGGUUGGUGACAGAGAUGAUUCUAAUGUGUAUAUUGGUCAAAAGGUCAAGAAUGCUGGAGCUAUAGGGGUUACUGCAAGUCAUAUCAAAUUACCAAGGACAUCAACACAGUCUGAGGUUUUGGAUGCUGUUGAAAGUCUGAAUUCUGAUCCUGCUGUACAUGGAAUGAUUGUUCAGCUCCCUUUAGAUAGUGAAAAUGAAAUAGAUUCCCACCUUGUAACUAAUGCUGUCAGACCAGAAAAAGAUGUUGAUGGAUUACAUCAGAUUAACGCUGGUAAAUUGUCUAGAGGAGAUUUAGAUAGCUGUAUUUUACCAUGUACACCUAAAGGAUGUUUGGAACUCAUCAGAAGAUCAGGAGUGAAAAUUGCUGGUGCCACAGCUGUUGUAGUUGGUAGAAGUAAAAUUGUAGGAUCUCCUAUGGCUGAUUUGUUGAAAUGGAACCAUGCUACUGUAACUGUGUGCCAUUCUAAAACACAAAAUUUACCUGAUAUUGUUAAGACAGCAGAUAUUGUAGUAGUAGGCAUAGGCAGACCACAAAUGGUGAAAGGUGAUUGGAUCAAACAAGGAGCUGUAGUUAUAGACUGUGGUAUCAACUCUAUUCCAGAUGCAACAAAGAAGUCUGGAAAGAGGCUGGUUGGUGAUGUCGAUUUUGAUGAAGUAAAACAAGUAGCAUCAUGGGUCACCCCUGUUCCUGGUGGUGUAGGUCCAAUGACAGUAGCCAUGCUGUUGCAGAAUACUGUAGAACAGGCGAGGAAAAUGGCUGCAAAAUGUGUGGCUGGUAAAUGGAACCUUGAUCUUAACCCAUUGAAGCUUGUUACUCCAGUACCUAGUGACUUGGUCAUAGCCCAGUCCCAGACGCCUAAAAACAUUGAAAUAUUGGCAGAUGAGAUAAGCUUGCUGAAAGAGGAAGUAGAUUAUUAUGGCAAAAAGAAAGCCAAAGUUUCAUUGAAAGUUCUAGACAGAUUACAGAACCAUAAAAAUGGCAAAUAUGUUGUAGUAACAGGGAUUACACCAACACCACUAGGAGAGGGUAAAAGUACUACAACCAUAGGAUUAGCUCAAGCUUUAGGUGCUCAAUCAAAGAAAAAUGUAUUUGCGUGUGUUCGUCAGCCAUCUCAAGGACCUACCUUUGGAAUUAAAGGUGGUGCUGCAGGAGGAGGUUAUUCCCAGGUCAUCCCUAUGGAGGAAUUUAAUCUUCAUCUGACUGGUGAUAUCCAUGCUAUCACAGCAGCCAAUAAUUUGCUAGCUGCUCAGAUUGAGGCUCGCAUGUUUCACGAAAGUACACAAACUGAUGAAGCUUUGUACAAGAGAUUAGUACCAGAUGUCAAAGGACUGAGAACAUUCUCCAAAAUACAACUUGCUAGACUGAAGAAACUAGGAAUAGAAAAAACAGAUGCAAAUAGUUUUACACCAGAAGAAGUAAAAUCCUUUGUUAGAUUGGACAUUGACCCAACAACCAUUACCUGGCAAAGAGUAUUAGAUACCAAUGAUCGUUUCCUAAGAAAAAUCACAGUUGGUCAAGGUCCUCUUGAAAAAGGCCAUACAAGAGAGUGUCAGUUUGAUAUAGCAGUAGCAAGUGAGAUAAUGGCUAUAUUGGCUUUGACCACUGGAUUACGAGACAUGAGAGAAAGGCUAGGUAGAAUGGUAGUAGCCAGUAGUACUAGUGGUGUCCCUGUCACAGCUGAUGAUCUGGGUGUCAGUGGUGCUUUGACUGUGCUGAUGAAGGAUGCUGUCAGACCUAAUCUUAUGCAGACACUUGAGGGAACACCAGUAUUUGUGCACGCAGGGCCAUUUGCAAACAUUGCACAUGGAAAUUCAUCCAUCAUAGCAGAUAAAAUUGGAUUAAAGUUGGUUGGAGAAGAUGGUUUUGUUGUCACUGAAUGCGGGUUUGGUGCAGAUAUUGGUAUGGAGAAGUUCUUCAAUAUAAAAUGUCGAUACUCCAAUUUAAUUCCAAAUGCUGUGGUGCUAGUUGCUACUAUCAGAGCACUGAAAAUGCAUGGAGGUGGACCUACUGUUACAGCAGGAGUACCUUUACCAAAGGAAUAUAUAGAGGAGAACUUAGAUCUCCUGGAGAAAGGUUGUAGUAAUUUGAGAAAACAAAUAGAAAAUGCCAACAAGUUUGGUGUCCCAGUUGUUGUAGCUGUGAAUUCAUUUGCUACAGAUACACCUGCAGAGGUAGCCUUAGUUCAGAAGUUUUCAAGAGAAAAUGGAGCUUUUGAUGCUAUUAAGUGUAGCCACUUUGCACAUGGAGGUCUAGGAGCUGCAGAAUUAGCAGAGGCUGUUAGUAAAGCUACUCAGCAACCUAGUGACUUUAAGUUCCUGUAUAGUGUUGAGAAAUCUAUUGAAGAGAAGAUAGAGACUAUAGCCAAAGAGAUAUAUGGUGCUGAUGGUAUAGAAAUAUUACCAGCAGCUCAAGAACAGAUUGAUAGAUACAAGAAACAGGGAUUUAAUGACUUUCCUAUUUGUAUGGCAAAGACUCACCUGUCACUGUCACAUGAUCCUACAAAGAAAGGAGAACCUAAAGGUUUCACUGUGCCUAUCAGAGAAGUCCGAGCAAGUAUUGGUGCAGGAUUUAUCUAUCCUUUGUUGGGAACAAUGACUACUAUGCCAGGAUUACCCACAAGACCAUGUUUCUACGAUAUUGAUCUUGAUCCAGAAACAGAGGAGAUAGUUGGUCUUUCAUAAAAAUAGAAAAAAAACUGAGAAAAUGAUUGACAUGACAUUACUUCAAUUAUGAAAUAUUAAAAAUCAUGAUGAAAAAUAGAAGUACCUGUAUGCAAAAAUGUAAAAUACUUAUUUUUUUAUUUUUAUAUUACAUGCUGAGAUCAAUCAAGUGUUAAAAGUACCUUUUAUAUAAAUCUGUUGAUUUAAAAAGAAAGCUUUUUAGUGUCUGAUACAGUGAUUUACAGUUAUAUCUACACUUCUGACACCUAUAAAGCUAACAGUUUGUAAAGCAAAACAUAUUUGGAUUUAACUGCAGCAGUUUUAAUGUUGAUAUCUACUUAUUGAUGUGUCAUGAAUUUAUAGUUAUCAACCUACCAGCAAGUUUUUUUUAUCCCUUUCUUGUUGCUGGGUGGUACUUUAAACUCAUUUAUCAGAGGGGCAUAGAUGUGGGUUGUAUAAAGAAAAUCUAAGAUUGAAAUUGUAAUAGAAGUUAGGUAUUGGAUAAAAUGGAAUGACUGGCAGAUUUGUUAUCAAGAGAGGGAUUUAUUCAAAGAUAUAAAGAUUAAAAACAUAUUUUCAACAGCUGUAUUGGACAGUUGUGUCCAGACCAGGCAGAUAAGACUUGGUAAGAAGAAUAUAUGUGUUUUGGAUAGUAUCUCUUAAUAUGAAGUCAAGCAUGAAAUACAAUCAUACUAUUACAAUCACCUUCUAAAAUAUUACUCUUUGGAUUUAUUGUUGGAUAAAUAAGCUUACUCACUUGGGUUCUAUAAAAGUACUCGACAAUUUCUCAAAUGGGUGAAGGAAAUACAGUGCACAUUUAACAUGAAUUAUUGUUGAACUCUAUGUGGAAAUGGGCAUAACUAACUUCGUGAUUCACAAUGGAAAGUGCUACAAUUUACACAUUACAGGGAAAAAAAGUAGAAAAAUGACAUAAUGUCAAAUGUGUUGUGUUAAAACUAUUGUUGUAUUUUUUUCAUGAAUCUGUUUUAAUUCCUAUUAAUCAUGUAUAUGAGAAUUUUUUUUCAGAAGUGCUACCGGCAUGUUUGACAUCAUGCUAAAAUACCCACUUCAAGGGUUACAUUUUAUUCUUAAUAAUGGUGAAAAUAUGUAAUGAAUUAGGAUGAAUAGAAAGAAUGAUGAUUUAUCAUUAUAAUAUAGACAGAAACCCAACAACAAUUAAAAAAAUAUAUGGAGAUCAAGAUUACAAAUAAUGUUGGAUAUAAAUUUUGAAAUUCAUUAGUUUCAGUGAUUAAUGAAGUGUUUUUGACCAAAUUUGAAACAUUUCAAGAUUUUUAUAAUACUACCAGUAUGCAAUUGAUCAUACAUUUAUUGAUUUGUAUGUUUUAGCUCAACAAAACAAGCCUUUAGCUUCUAAGGCCACACAAAAUAAGCCUAUUGCUUCUUAGACCACACAAAAUAAGCCUAUUGCUUCUUAGACAACACAAAAUAAACCUUAAGAUUCUUAUGCUACACAAAAUAAAUGAUAAGCUUCUUAGGCCACACAAAAUUAACCAUUAGCUUCUUAGGCCACACAAAAUAAACCAUUAGUUUCUUUGGCAACACAAAAUAGACCACAAAGUAAACCAUUAGCUUCUUAGGCCACACAAAAUAAACCAUUAGCUUCUUUGGCAACACAAAAUAGACCACAAAAUAAACCAUUAGCUUCUUGGGCAUUAAAGAAUAAACUUUUAGCCUCUUAUGCCACUCAGAACAACCUGUUGGCUUCACAGGCCAGUUGUCACUAUUUCAGAAGAGGCAGGGAAGUAUUUUUUUUUUCACUAAGAAUUAUAUCAGAAUAUCUAACUAAAAAUGGUCCAUGAAGCAGGCUUUGACAGAAGGGUCUAAGAAGCUACAUUUUUUUUAUUUGGUCUUAUCAUGAUAUGUAUAUAAUGUUGAUUUUUUUCUUAAUUUAUUCAUCAAAUUAAUCCUUUCUAGUUGAAAUAAUUAUCAAUAUUACAUUUGUAUAUGGAAAUUUUCAUUUGGUAGCGUUGAUGACUGAAACAAUGAAAUGCCAGUUUCUUUUCAUAUAUAAAACUUAUUUAUAUUAUUUUUAUAUUCUAGAAAGGUGUAGGAUGCUGUAUUAUGAAAUAUGUAUGUGCUGUAAUCAGUAAAUAUAGAUUCCACCACUGCAUCAAGUGUGUUACGAUAUUUCUCCACUCGAGACAUUUAAAUUUAAAUAUUAAAAGCUCAAGGCUUGCCGAGCUUUUUAAAUAAUCAAAACUUAAUUGUUAAGGUGGUACAUAACACUACAGGGAGAUAACUCUGUAAAAAUCAGCUGAACGUUUUAAUCACGUUCUAUUGUUAAUGAAAUAUUAAGCUUCUCAAUGAUCAAAAUUAGUGUUUGUCAAACUGCUAUAUUUCCAAUGAAAUUUUUCCGAUAAAGUGUGUGGUUCAAGUUUUUUGAAAUUAUUAUAUUUUUGUCAAAGGGUCAAAGUAAAUAUUUUGUCAAAAUUUUAUGAAAAUUAAACGAGCCAAAUUAAUUUUUGUCAAGGUGUUUGGUACCACCUUAAGUGUGGAGAAAUAUUGUAACACAGGAGUUAUAGUAGUGGACUCUGUUUCUCUAAUGAUUUUUAGACGAAAUCUUAUGCUUCCUUUUCAAAGAUUUGCAGAAAGUUGUGUUCUUUAUAUGUGACGUCAUCAGGCAUGGUCACCAUUUUUCAUGACGUCACAAUAGGAAAUUCAGAAGAAACCAAGAAAAAUUGACAUGACAAUUGAAUUUCGACUAAUCAUUUGCCGAGAACAAUGUUUUCUCUAGAGAGGAGAAAUAUUUUUCUCACACCGAUCGAGAAAUGUGAAAAAAGCAUGAAAAUUAGAGAAUACAUGUUAAUUCAUUGUUUUGAUAGUUUGUCAAUUAUGUUUUUUUGUAUGUUAUCAGUUUUGAUUAAUCUUAUAUAUAUUUAUGUUUACAACACAAGUGCCAUCAUUCAAUUAAAGAUUUAAAACUAAAAA
Messenger RNA from Mytilus californianus (California mussel), 5769 nucleotides. Its product is annotated as C-1-tetrahydrofolate synthase, cytoplasmic-like. The record is from RefSeq and is a predicted model, not a curated record. Gene Ontology annotation, biological process: tetrahydrofolate interconversion. The transcript is spliced from 24 exons. Bases 40 to 2841 code for a protein of 933 amino acids. Gene Ontology annotation, cellular component: cytosol. Gene Ontology annotation, molecular function: formate-tetrahydrofolate ligase activity; methenyltetrahydrofolate cyclohydrolase activity; methylenetetrahydrofolate dehydrogenase (NADP+) activity. Lineage: Eukaryota; Metazoa; Mollusca; Bivalvia; Mytilida; Mytilidae.